Penicillium argentinense is the source of this 969-nucleotide messenger RNA. RefSeq names its product SDR family oxidoreductase. NCBI's taxonomy places the organism in Eukaryota, Fungi, Ascomycota, Eurotiomycetes, Eurotiales, Aspergillaceae. The transcript has a single exon. The record is from RefSeq and is a predicted model, not a curated record. Bases 1 to 969 code for a protein of 322 amino acids.
AUGUCGAUUCUCAUCACCGGCGCAGGCGGAUAUGUUGGCCAAGAGUUGGCCGCUGGUCUUCUUGCCAGCACCCCAAAAUCUACCACCGUGACCAUCACCGACGUGGUCGAACCUGGCGUGCCAGAAGCCGCUGCACAAUAUGCCAACCGUUUGACUUGCGUUCGCGCCGAUUUGACCUCGCCAAAGGAGGUUGAUGAAUUGAUCAGUGGCUCUCGCCAAUAUGAGACCGUCUAUCUAUUGCACGGCAUUAUGUCCAGUGGCUCCGAGGCCAACUUCGAGCUGGGAAUUAAAGUCAAUCUCGACUCUACUCGAUACAUCCUGGACCGACUACGUGCCACCCAACCUGGCGUGAAGGUGGUCUUCACCUCAUCACUGGCGGUUUACGGCCCAGCAGCCCCUGGGUUCCUGAUCAACGAGAACAAUUUCCCGCCGAUCCCCUCGUCUUCCUACGGAUCACAGAAGCUCAUCAUCGAGACACUCGUGAACGACUACUCUCGCCGCGGGUUCCUCGACGGACGUAGCGUGCGACUGCCUACAGUAACCGUCCGAGCCGGCAAACCCACCCAAGCCGCAAGCAGCUUCGCCAGCGAUAUCAUCCGCGAGCCAUUCCAGGGCAAGAAAGCUAUCCUGCCCGUGGGCAAGGAGACCGAGAUGUGGAUCUGCUCGCCUCACACCAUUGUCAAGAACUUGAUGCACGCGCGGACGAUUCCGAAGGAAGCAUUUGGCGAGUCACGCUCCGUCAACCUACCGGGACUGAAAGUCAGUGUACAGGAGAUGCUGGAUGCACUGGAGCAGGUCGGUGGAAAGGAGCGACGAGCGCUGGUCGAAGAGAAGUACGAUGCUGCCACCGAUAAGAUCGUGCAGUCGUGGACGCCUCAGUUCUCCAACGAGCGUGCAUAUAAUCUCGGCUUUUCCGCAGAUAUUUCCAUGCUGGAAAACAUUAAGCAGUUUGCGAGUCGAUUUGUAUGA